Tetrahymena thermophila SB210 is the source of this 1116-nucleotide messenger RNA. RefSeq names its product dual specificity protein phosphatase CDC14A. The record is from RefSeq and is a predicted model, not a curated record. The transcript has 8 exons. Gene Ontology annotation, molecular function: protein tyrosine/serine/threonine phosphatase activity; protein tyrosine phosphatase activity. Lineage: Eukaryota; Ciliophora; Oligohymenophorea; Hymenostomatida; Tetrahymenidae. Gene Ontology annotation, biological process: microtubule cytoskeleton organization; positive regulation of cytokinesis; regulation of exit from mitosis.
AUGGACAAUAAUAUAUUUUAUGUGACUAAAUAAGUAGAAGAAUCUGUUGAAAUCAUUCAAGAUCGCCUGUAUUGGAUAUGCUCUGAUAAAUUGUUGAGAAAAAGUAAAAAUAUGUUUGUGAUGAGGGUAGAUGAGAUUUACGAAUACAUCGGAUUUAAUUUUGAUUUUGGUCCUUUAGAUAUUUCCCAAAUAAUGAACUUUUCCUAAGAGAUGUAUUAUUUAUUGAAAAAUCCUUCAUACAAAAGCACUUAGAUAAUCAUUCAAUGUGGAUAGGAUUUUGAUAAAAAAGCUAACUCAGCUGUUCUUAUAUGCGCUUAUAUGGUACUUUAUUUAGAUUAUAGUCCUAAAAAAGCUUGGAAAAAAGUAAGUUCUUAAUUAAAAGAACCCAUAAUUCCAUUUCGUGAUUGCAUUAAUGUUAUUUACUCAACGUAUGAUUGCUAUGUUUUAGACUGUCUUAAGGGUAUUGAAGAGGCACGUCGUUUAAAAUGGAUCGAUACUUAAUAAUUCAAUCAUAUUAAAUAUGAUCACCUUGCAAGUAUAUAAAAUGGUGAUAUUUCAGAAGUUGUACCAAAUAAAAUAUAUGCUUUCAGAGGACCAAGAAAUGUGAGAGAAAAUGGGAUAAACGUAGCAAAACCAGAAGAUUUUGUAGGCAUUUUUAAAUAAAUUAACAUUCAAAAAGUUAUUCAGCUUAAUUAAGAAAAAUAUGAUGAAUCUAAGUUUACAUAAGCAGGAAUAUAGCAUGUUAAAAUAAUUUUUCCAGAUGGUGGCAUACCAACGAAUGAGCAAGUAGAAAAAUUUAUUCAAGAAGUUGAUAGAACAGAAGGUAAUGUGGCUGUGCAUUGCCAAGCAGGGCUCGGUAGAACUGGUACUAUGAUAGCUCUUUACUGUAUGAAAUAAUACUAUUUUCCAGCAAGGUCAUUAAUAGCAUACAUAAAGAUGGUUAGACCUGGUAGUAUUCAUGGCCCAUAACACCAUUUUAUUAUUUCUAAAGAAAAAGAAUUUCUUCCCAAAGAAACAUAAAAGCUUCAAGUUAAAUAUAAUCCAUUUCAUUCAAUGGGAGAAAUUGAUAAACACACCUCAGAUUUAGAUUUACUUGAUUAACUAGAUGACAAUUGA